Molecule: messenger RNA, 420 nt
Organism: Vicia faba (fava bean)
Lineage: Eukaryota; Viridiplantae; Streptophyta; Magnoliopsida; Fabales; Fabaceae
Source: the annotation of a GenBank genome assembly
AUGAAAGAUCAAGCGAAAGGGAAAGGGUCAAUGGAACCUCAAGACUCAGCUACUGAAUUAACAACGCUUAUUGUAGAAGAUGAUAAGCUUGUUAGAAUGAUUCAUCAAGGUCUACUGAAAAGAGCUGGUGUGAAAAGUGAAGCAGUAAAGAAUGGUAAAGAAGCCAUAGAUAUUCAUUGUAGUGGUCAAAGUUUUGACAUUAUUUUCAUGGAUAAAGAUAUGCCUAUCAUGAAUGGGAUUGAGGCAACCAAGAAGCUCCGAUCAAUGGGUAUUGAAAGCAUGAUUGUUGGUGUGUCAUCAUGCAAUAGAGAAGCAGACAAACAAGAAUUUAUUGAGGCAGGGCUAAAUGACUAUCAAGUGAAACCAUUGAACCCUGAUGUGCUUAGGUCGAUUCUUGAUGUUGUAAAAGCUAGCAAGUAG